This is a messenger RNA of Nerophis lumbriciformis (worm pipefish), 1251 nucleotides long. The record is from RefSeq and is a predicted model, not a curated record. Lineage: Eukaryota; Metazoa; Chordata; Actinopteri; Syngnathiformes; Syngnathidae.
AUGGGUAUCAAUGAACGUCGAGUCGUAAUUACUGGAGUGGGGGCUUUGAGUCCUUUGGGAAAUGAUGCAGCUUCCACAUGGGAUGGAAUGAAGGCGGGUCGGAGUGGCAUUGGCCAGAUUGAAAGCAUGUCAACGGAAGGGUAUUCGGUGACGAUUGCGGGCGAGGUCCGUGGUUUUGAUCCGCGCCCUUUUUUCAAAAAUCCCAAAGACGCUCGUCGCAUGGAUCGCUAUGCUCAUCUGGGAAUCGCGGCGGCAAAGAUGGCGGUGGAUGACUCUGGCAUUGAUGCCGAGGGAGUGGAUCGUGACCGAGUGGGAGUCAUGCUUGGUAGUGGAAUCGGUGGUCUGCAAACUUUAGAAAAUCAGCACACAGCGCUGAUGCAAAAAAGUCCGUCGAGAGUUUCUCCAUUUACCAUCCCGAUGAUGAUUUCAAAUAUCGCAAGUGGGGUGUUUUCUAUGGAGUAUGGUUUUACGGGGCCGAACAUGGUGAUCGUCACCGCUUGUGCGACGGCGAAUCAUAAUAUUGGGGAAGCUUGGCGGAUGAUUAAGUUUGGCGAUGCCGAUGCGUUUGUGGCAGGAGGUUCUGAGGCUUCCAUUUUGCCGAUGGGGCUCGCAGGUUUUAGCAAUAUGCGGGCACUGAGUUCGCGGAAUGAUGCGCCGGAGAAAGCCUCGCGGCCAUUUGAUGUUGGUCGUGAUGGAUUUGUGAUGGGCGAAGGAGCUGGUGUUUUGGUGGUUGAGGAAAUGGAGCAUGCCAAAAAACGCGGAGCGACGAUCUACGCGGAGUUAACAGGUUACGGCGUUAGUGCAGACGCGUAUCAUUUGACCUCACCUCAUCCAGAAGGAUUUGGGGCGGCACGUUGUAUGGAUAUGGCUUUGAGACAUGCGGGACUGAACGCGGAAGACGUGGAUUACGUCAAUGCGCAUGGAACGUCCACACCACUUGGUGAUAUUUGUGAAACAAAAGCGAUCAAGCGGAUCUUUGGCGAUCAUGCUAAGAAUGGUCUCAUGGUGAGUUCUACGAAGUCGAUGACAGGUCACUUGUUAGGCGCGGCAGGAGGAGUGGAAAUUCUAGCCUGCCUGAUGGCGUUACGCGAUGAAGUGGUGCCUCCGACGAUUAAUCUCGAUGAUCCUGAUCCUGAGUGUGAUUUAGAUUAUGUGCCUCACACCGCACGGGAGACUCAGGUGAAGCACGCCUUGAGUAAUUCAUUUGGAUUCGGCGGUCACAAUGCUUCUUUGCUUGUUUCGGCAAUUUAA